Molecule: messenger RNA, 3475 nt
Organism: Scomber scombrus (Atlantic mackerel)
Lineage: Eukaryota; Metazoa; Chordata; Actinopteri; Scombriformes; Scombridae
Gene: copb2
Product: COPI coat complex subunit beta 2
Exons: 22
Coding region: 101-2947 (948 amino acids)
Biological process (GO): intra-Golgi vesicle-mediated transport; endoplasmic reticulum to Golgi vesicle-mediated transport; intracellular protein transport
Cellular component (GO): COPI vesicle coat
Molecular function (GO): structural molecule activity; protein binding
Source: RefSeq, a predicted model, not a curated record
AUCCAGUGCACUGUUCGCCGAAAUCGCAACAUUUGGAACCCGAUUGCCCCUGCUUAAAACACAUUUAUCUGAUCUUAUUGCGACAACACGGUGAUAAAACAUGCCUCUGAGGCUGGACAUUAAGCGGAGGCUGACAGCCAGGUCUGAUCGAGUGAAGAGUGUGGACCUUCAUCCCACUGAGCCAUGGAUGCUGGCCAGUCUGUACAACGGCAGUGUCUGUGUGUGGAACCACGAAACACAGACCCUAGUGAAGACUUUUGAGGUGUGUGAUCUUCCUGUCAGAGCCUCUAAAUUUGUGGCCAGGAAGAACUGGGUGAUCACAGGAGCGGAUGAUAUGCAGAUCCGUGUGUUCAACUACAACACCUUGGAGCGGGUCCACAUGUUUGAGGCCCACUCUGAUUACAUCCGCUGCAUCGCUGUUCACCCAACCCAGCCAUACAUCCUCACCAGCAGCGAUGACAUGUUGAUCAAGCUAUGGGACUGGGACAAGAAGUGGUCGUGCAGUCAGGUGUUUGAGGGUCACACUCACUAUGUCAUGCAGAUUGUCAUCAACCCCAAGGACAAUAAUCAGUUUGCCAGCGCUUCCCUGGACAGGACAAUCAAGGUUUGGCAGCUUGGCUCUUCGUCUCCCAAUUUCACUUUGGAGGGUCACGAGAAAGGAGUCAAUUGUAUCGACUACUACAGUGGAGGAGACAAGCCCUACCUUAUAUCAGGGGCUGAUGACCGCCAAGUCAAAAUCUGGGACUAUCAGAACAAGACCUGUGUUCAGACUCUGGAAGGCCACGCUCAAAAUGUCUCUUGUGUCAGCUUCCACCCAGAGCUUCCUAUCAUUAUCACUGGAUCCGAGGAUGGUACUGUGCGUAUUUGGCACUCUAGCACUUACCGCCUGGAAAGCACACUGAACUAUGGCAUGGAGCGAGUGUGGUGUGUAUGCGGUCUCAGGGGCUCCAACAAUGUGGCAUUGGGCUAUGAUGAAGGCAGCAUCAUCAUCAAAGUGGGUCGUGAGGAGCCGGCCAUGUCUAUGGACACCAACGGCAAAAUCAUUUGGGCCAAACACAGCGAAAUUCAGCAGGCCAACUUAAAGGCAAUGGGUGAUGCCGAGAUCAAGGACGGAGAGAGACUCCCACUGGCUGUAAAAGACAUGGGCAGCUGUGAGAUUUACCCCCAAACCAUCCAGCACAACCCGAAUGGAAGGUUUGUUGUGGUGUGUGGAGAUGGAGAGUAUAUCAUCUACACUGCAAUGGCUCUGAGGAAUAAGAGCUUUGGCUCAGCACAGGAGUUUGUUUGGGCACAUGACUCUUCUGAAUAUGCCAUCAGAGAAAGCAACAGUAUUGUCAAAAUCUUCAAGAAUUUCAAAGAAAAGAAAUCUUUUAAGCCUGACUUUGGAGCUGAAGGGAUUAAUGGAGGUUUCUUGCUCGGGGUGAGGUCAGUGAAUGGCUUGGCAUUUUAUGACUGGGAGAACACAGAACUGAUCCGCCGCAUUGAGAUCCAGCCCAAACAUAUCUUCUGGUCAGACUCUGGUGAGCUGGUCUGUAUCGCUACAGAGGAGUCCUUCUUCAUUCUGCGUUACAUGUCAGAAAAAGUAGCCGCCUCCCAAGAGAACAAUGAAGGAGUGACAGAGGAUGGUAUUGAGGAUGCAUUUGAGGUCCAGGGAGAGAUCCAGGAGAUUGUGAAGACUGGACUCUGGGUUGGAGACUGCUUCAUCUACACCAGCUCUGUCAACAGACUCAACUAUUAUGUAGGAGGAGAGAUUGUCACAAUUGCUCACCUGGACAGAACAAUGUACCUGCUGGGUUACAUACCCAAAGAUGACCGUCUGUACCUGGGAGACAAAGAGCUCAAUAUUGUCAGCUACUCCCUGCUGGUGUCUGUCUUGGAAUACCAGACUGCCGUAAUGAGAAGGGACUUUGGAAUGGCCGACAAGGUGCUUCCCACAAUUCCAAAAGAGCAGCGGACCAGAGUGGCCCAUUUCCUGGAGAAACAGGGUUUCAAGCAGCAGGCACUGGCUGUGUCCACAGACCCUGAACACAGGUUUGAGCUGGCGUUGCAGCUGGGAGAAUUGAAGAUCGCCUACCAGCUGGCUGUGGAGGCAGAGUCGGAGCAGAAGUGGAAGCAGUUAGCAGAGCUAGCUAUCAGUAAGUGCCAAUUCGGGUUGGCCCAGGAGUGCUUGCACCACGCGCAGGAUUACGGCGGCCUGCUUCUCCUUGCCACAGCCUCUGGCAACGCAACCAUGGUGGGCAAGCUGGCUGAGGGGGCAGAGAGAGAUGGAAAGAACAAUGUGGCCUUCAUGACCUACUUCCUGCAGGGGAAACUGGAUCAGUGUCUGGAGCUGCUGAUCAAAACUAACAGACUACCUGAAGCUGCUUUCCUGGCUCGCACCUACCUGCCCAGCCAGGUGUCCCGUGUGGUCAAAUUGUGGAGGGAAAACCUGGCCAAAGUCAACCAGAAGGCGGCUGAGUCCUUAGCAGACCCUACAGAGUAUGAAAAUCUGUUCCCUGGGCUGAAGGAAGCCUUUGCAGCUGAGCAUUACCUCAGAGAGAGCUGCUUGGGCACCACCAGGCCAGCCAAAGAUUAUCCUCUGGUCACGCUCAAUGAAGACAGGAAUAUUCUUGAGGAGGCUCAGGGAUAUGAGCCCAAAGGAACGUUCCUUCCUCCUGUCACCAAGACACAGGAUAGUGAGGAGUCCACCUCAGUGGCAGCAGCUCCUGAAGCUUUCAUGCCUUCACAGCCUGAACCUGCAGCUCCUACUCCACAGGAGGAGGAGGAGGAGGAGGAGGAGGAGGAGGAGGAGGAAGUAGAGGAAGAGGAGGAGGUAGACGAAGAGGAGGAGACGCAGUCACAAAAAGAUAAGUGUUUGGACGAGCUGGAAGUGGACCUGGACAACAUGGAGCUAGAUGACAUCGACACCACAGACGUUAACCUGGAUGACGACUUUCUAGAUGAUUGAAACCUUCUACCACUCUGCUCCUCAGCACUCGUCAGAGCUUAUUUAAAAACAGAGAGAGAGACCAAACACCCCUUCCCUUCCUUUUUUGUAUUUGUACGUAAAAAUAUUAUAUUGUCAUGUCCUCUCACUGCAGUGGCAGGAUUUGAGUAGAUGAUGAUGAUGAUUCUGAUGAUGAUGAUGAUGAUGAUUCUAUCAGUAAUGUUUUACUCUCAGAAGAAAAGGAGACAGAUCAUGUCUGUUUCCGACUCCAUUUUCUACACCAUUUAUUGAUCUUUGAGAGCCUUUCACUAACUGUGCAUUGAGCAAUAUGUUAUAUUUACUGUUUGCUUUGUGUUGUCUGUAAUGGCAAAUCAAAAUUCAUUAAGUCCAAUAAAUUGCGGUUGCUGUAAAUAUUCCAAUUUGGCUUAAGAGCAUUCCUUACUGAAGAUUUAACCACCAAGUUUUACAAGCGUAUCCAGAAUCUUUAAAAGCAUUCUAGGGCAGAACAUGAUGAAAUAUAAAUAUUGUUAAUGUAUUAAAAAAAACUGC